Molecule: messenger RNA, 924 nt
Organism: Limanda limanda (common dab)
Lineage: Eukaryota; Metazoa; Chordata; Actinopteri; Pleuronectiformes; Pleuronectidae
Exons: 2
Coding region: 18-809 (263 amino acids)
Molecular function (GO): nucleic acid binding
Source: RefSeq, a predicted model, not a curated record
GGCACAUUGAUGGGAACAUGCGUCUGAUAAGAUGGGGCUUUGUCACUCAUGGUGCAAUUGAUGGAUACUCCCGUCUGAUUACUUACCUCAGCUGCAGCACAGACAAUCGUUCCACAACAGUGCUUUCUCAGUUUUUGAAAGCAACCUGCCUCUACGCCCUACCAUCAAGAGUUAGAUCUGACCAUGGUGGUGAAAACAUCCUUGUGGCUUUAUUCAUGCAUCUAGUUCAAGGACUUGAACACAGAGGUUUCAUAACCGGACGAUCAGUUCACAAUCAGAGAAUUGAACGCCUUUGGCGUGAUGUAUUUUUGCAUGUGUUGCAGCACUUUUACCAUAUGUUCUACUCCUUAGAGGAUUCAGAGAUUCUAAACCCAGAUAAUGAUGUCCACAGACUAUCACUGCAUAUUGUUUAUCUUCCGGAGAUCCAGAAAAGACUGGAGCAGUUUAGACAGGCCUGGAACCUCCAUCUGUUGAGAACAGAAAAUAAUCGCACACCAACUCAACUCUGGACAGAGGGCAUGCUCAGAAAUAUUGCCACAGACAGCACAGCUGUCAACAAUGUGUUUGGGGAAAAUCCCUACAGCGACCAAAACAUUGAGGCCAUCCUAGCGCAGUACGGAAUUCAAACACUGCCUACACUUGACGAGGAAGGGUUCCCAGCUGUAAGGGUAGAGCCACCUCAACUCAUCCUCACUCGGCAACAACAGACAUCUGUGCACAAUGCAAUCCAACACUUUUCUGAUCUGAAGAUUAAAUAUCAGGCUUGCUGUACUGCAAUUGUCAGUAUUUUGCAAACUGAUCAGGUAUAGUCCAAUUCCAAGCCCAGAGACAUUUUAUUGGUUGCAUACAUUAUCCAGGAUGUAGCUAAUGCCGGGUGUGCCAGUCAAGACAUUGGAAGUAGCAACAGUGUUGUCAUAUGUCAUA